Molecule: messenger RNA, 612 nt
Organism: Protomyces lactucae-debilis
Lineage: Eukaryota; Fungi; Ascomycota; Taphrinomycetes; Taphrinales; Protomycetaceae
Exons: 2
Coding region: 1-612 (203 amino acids)
Biological process (GO): electron transport coupled proton transport; aerobic respiration; mitochondrial respiratory chain complex I assembly
Molecular function (GO): NADH dehydrogenase (ubiquinone) activity; 4 iron, 4 sulfur cluster binding; quinone binding
Source: RefSeq, a predicted model, not a curated record
AUGUUGAGAACAGCCAUCAGACAGCCGCUGCGCCCGGCCCUGCUCAAUGUUACCCGUGCUCUCGCCACGCCGUCCACCACAGCCGUAGGCCCAUCUCGCCUCGAAGAAAACAUGCCGCUCGGGUCUGAAGCCAAGCCACAGAACGCUAUGGACUAUAUCCUUACAACGGCUGAUUCAGUGGUCAAUUGGGCGCGACAAGGUUCGCUUUGGCCAAUGACUUUUGGACUCGCUUGCUGUGCGGUGGAGAUGAUGCACGUCUCUGCGCCCCGAUACGACCAGGACCGUCUCGGAAUCAUUUUCCGUGCUUCACCACGUCAAUCGGAUGUCAUGAUUGUUGCUGGUACCUUGACAAACAAGAUGGCACCGGCAUUGAGGCAAGUGUAUGACCAGAUGCCUGAACCUCGUUGGGUCAUCUCUAUGGGAUCAUGUGCGAAUGGAGGUGGUUACUACCACUACAGUUACUCGGUUGUACGGGGAUGUGACCGUAUCGUACCAGUGGAUAUCUAUGUGCCUGGUUGCCCGCCUACAUCAGAAGCACUCAUGUACGGCAUCUUCUUGUUGCAAAAGAAGCAAGCUGCACAGAAGCUGACCAGGCUCUGGUGGCGCACGUAA